AUGCCUCCCCUUCUAAAACACAGGCAAUUGACCGAUGAGUGCGGCAACGCCGUCACGGACGGUUUUUCCGAAACCGUAACUUACGACGGCGAUUCCAUCGAAGACGGAGACCGGCUGCAGAUGGACAUGUACAUCUGCGCCCCCUGGGGAAACUACGAGCUGGAACUCGUCUCCAAGAGCACCAACGGCGGUAACGCCAUGGAGAAGAUCGCGUGGGAGGUCGAGUACGGCCCUGACGAGUACCACAUCUGGGACACCCUGAACACUCCCUUCUUCGACGACAGCCUGGACUACGCCCCUAUCCCCUCCGGCAGCGGAGAGGAGGAAACAUUCACCUUUCCUCUGGAGGGCUCCGAGGGGUACUACUCGGUCAUGUACUCGGGACCGUUCCCUCCGCUGGAAUGCAGCAACCUGCACCCCUCCGGCAUCACGUACGAGGGGUGCUACAGCGCGGGGAUAUUCGGCACCGCCGACGGGCCCACAGGUAGCGCCAACGAUGCCGACCCGGCCGAGAACUACCGCAUGUUCGACGGCAUCGACGACGACGGGGUGAAUGCUGACAAGGUCAUGACGCUGGAGAAAUGCGCGGCCACCUGCACAGCUCAAGGAACGCAGUACUUCGGUCUCGAGUCCGCGGUCAAGUGCCUGUGCGGCGACGAGCUGGUGGGCAGCCCUACCGACGAUGUCUAUGGCGACGGGGGCUCCGUGUGCGGCAUCGACAUCACGUUCGGCGGCGACGUCCCCGAGUACAAGUACCUGUGUUCCGGCGACUCCCGCGUGCUGUGCGGCACCGACGACCACAUCUCGGUGUACUCCCUUGACGGCAGCACAGGUGGCGGCGACGACGACUCCGGCGACCCUCCCGUCGGCUCCGAGCUUAUCGGAUGCGUUGCCGACAGCCAAGACGAUCGGGACGGCUAUACCGAACUUCAUGUUCGUCGAAUCGCGACUGCGCUCCAAGUUAAUCCCGCCGGGUCUCGCGCGUCACCGUUCUUCGACUCGCAGGUGAUGUCUGAGGGACCGAUGUCGGCCGCCACCAUGUCCGCGGAGGUCGGCGCCAUACCUUUCCAGGUCAAUUUUCUCGUUUCGCUCACCAAAGCCCUGCUCUUCUUCCCUCUUCGCAUGUUGCCCUCCUCUUCCCCAAAAUCACGUCUCGUCCAGUGCUGGUGCACAGGAUCGCUCGGGACAACCGAGACCUCCACCGCCUGCACCUACCCCUGCGCUGGAAACGCUGGCGAAACCUGCGGCGGCUUCGACGCCCUCACUCUGUACGAAAUCAUCUCGGAAGCCCCUCCUACGCCGGCGCCAUUGACUCCCCCCGGACCCACGCCCGCGCCGGCCAGUCCCGUGGUCCCCUCCGGCGACUACGACUUCGUCGACUGUGUUGCCGACAGCCAAUCCCCUAGGGUGAGACAAAGAGGAGAGAUCAAUGGAGGUUGGAGGUUCUGCGGUUGGUGAGUUGUAGGACAGAUAAUUCUCACCUCACGCUUGUAGUAGAGAACACGGAUGAGCUACAGAAGGGAGUGGGGGGUAUCUUGCCAAUGUUGUUGAUGGGGAGCGCGCGCGACAGCGAGAGAGGAAGAGAUAGGAACAGAGAAACAGGGAAAAUUAGGGUACACUACACGCCAGCAGUAUUGAGCCUUGAUUCCUGUGGGAGAAAACAAACAGCCACUGCAUGUAGAGUAGUUGAUCGGGUAGAGUUCUUGGGCACCUGUUGUUAUUGGUCAAGUUUUUCAGCGCUUCUAUUUUGUGCUCGAAGUUCGUCACUUGCCGGCUUUCAGUUGGCAGCGCGUCCUGCAACACAUCUACACUGCCGCCCUCGACAGGGCUGGUGUUUGUCGACAUCGCACGCGCGUAUUCAUUCCUUCCGAUUCUUACACGUCUUAUUUUUUCAAAUGGCAGGUGAUGCGUGUGGGACCGCUUGCGGAGGUCAUCAUGUCUGCGGAGGUAGGUGUUGCCGAUAGCGGAGACAUCCUUUCUUUUGCUGAGUUUCAUGAGGUGAUUUAGGUUUUGUUUGACACUUCGUAGCUUUCCAAAGAAGCCUAUCAUCUCGUACGGCUUCGCUUGGGCAGGUGCUUUGCUCUUUCCUCGUUCCCGCGUAGAUUUGUUGUGGCCCCCUGCUCCUCCUUGUCCCCCCCAAAACAUGGUUUUCCU
Messenger RNA from Ectocarpus sp. CCAP 1310/34, 2154 nucleotides. NCBI's taxonomy places the organism in Eukaryota, Phaeophyceae, Ectocarpales, Ectocarpaceae. The record is from the annotation of a GenBank genome assembly.